GUGUGGUUGGUAGCUCUUCUGCCCAAUCUAAUUCAUCCAUCCUCUUCCUCACUACUUCCCCUCGCUCCCCCUUCCAUUUAUUUAGUUUAUAAGAGCAAGCUUGCUAGCUAGCAAUUCUGCGAACAAUAUACACACUUAAAGUCGGUCGAUAUAGAACAUCAGCCUCUCCCUCCGGCCGCCCCCCUCCCAAGAAGAAUGAUGAGCACCGUGGCUGCUCCUUCCUCAAGAGUUGAAAGCUUGGCCAGCAGCGGGAUUCAAGCAAUCCCAAGAGAGUACGUGAGGCCAAAAGAGGAGCUGGCAAGUAUCGGCAACGUGUUCGAGGAGGAGAAGAAAGAGGGGCCUCAGGUACCGACCAUUGACCUCAAAGACCUUGAGGCGGAGGAUGAGAAGGCGAGGCAGAGGUGCCACCAUGCCUUGAAGAAAGCCUCUAUGGAGUGGGGGGUGAUGCAUCUGGUUAACCAUGGCAUUUCCGACGAGCUCAUCAACCGUGUCAAGGCUGCCGGCGAGGCCUUCUUCAACCUGCCGGUGGAGGAGAAGGAGAAGUAUGCUAAUGACAACGACUCCAGCUACACCGGCAAGAUUCAGGGCUACGGAAGCAAGCUGGCUAAAAAUGCCAGCGGCAAGCUUGAAUGGGAGGACUAUUUCUUCCACCUUGCUUUUCCCGAAGAACAGCGUGACAUGUCCAUUUGGCCCACCACGCCAGCUGAUUACAUCCCAGCAACAAGCGAGUAUGCAAGGCAACUAAGAGGUUUGGCAACCAAGGUCCUUUCCGUGCUUUCACUUGGGUUAGGACUGGAAGAAGGGAGGCUGGAGGAAGAAGUUGGCGGCAUGGAGGAGCUUCUCCUUCAGAUGAAAAUCAACUACUACCCAAAAUGCCCUCAGCCAGAGCUUGCUCUUGGCGUUGAAGCCCACACUGAUGUGAGUGCACUCACCUUCAUUCUCCACAACAUGGUCCCGGGCCUCCAGCUCUUCUACGAUGACAAGUGGGUCACCGCCAAAUGCGUGCCCAACUCCAUCAUCAUGCACAUCGGAGACACCAUUGAGAUCCUCAGCAAUGGCAAGUACAAGAGCAUUCUUCACAGGGGCCUGGUCAACAAGGAGAAGGUUAGGAUCUCCUGGGCUGUUUUCUGUGAGCCGCCCAAGGAGAAGAUCAUCCUCAAGCCGCUGCCGGAGACCGUCACUGAGGAUCAGCCCCCGCUCUUCGAGCCUCGCACCUUCUCUCAGCAUAUUCAGUACAAGCUCUUCAAGAAGACCAAGCAACUUGCCUCCAAUUAACAAAUGAUCACUCUCUUUCAAGAAGACCGAGCAUUCAGCUAGCUAUACUGCCUACGCACCAUGGCUAGCUGCCAAAUUAAUUUAGGGAAAGAAUUGUGAUCUUCUAUAUUCUAUGGUUUGGUUUUAUAUAUAUGUUUGGCGGUCUUAAAUUAGUAAGUGGCAGGAAUUAGUAUUCUAGGACCGUCACAUAUUUCAUUUUCAUGGGCCAUCAUCUCUGUUUGUCUUUGCUGUAUUCUGGUUCACCCGCCUUGCACAAUAAGACAAUUUUUUCCUUCUA
This is a messenger RNA of Diospyros lotus (date-plum), 1552 nucleotides long. RefSeq names its product anthocyanin synthase-like. NCBI's taxonomy places the organism in Eukaryota, Viridiplantae, Streptophyta, Magnoliopsida, Ericales, Ebenaceae. The record is from RefSeq and is a predicted model, not a curated record. The coding region runs from base 196 to 1275 and encodes 359 amino acids. The transcript has 2 exons.